GGCCAGCGAGGCCCCUCGGGGCGGCGGGCUCCCUCCGGAGCGGAGCGAAGCUGUCAAAAAGAGUAGGGGUGGCGCCGGCGGCGGGAGCGCUGCGCAGCUCCGAGGCCCCGGCUCCAGCUCCCCGCUCCGGUCCCCGAGCCCGGCGGCAGCCAUGAACGGCGAGGAGCCAUACUACGCGGCCCCGCACCUUUACAAGGACACCUGCGCCUUCCAGAGGGGCCCGGCGCCCGAGUUCAGCGCCAGCCCCCCCGCGUGCCUGUACAUGGGCCGCCAGCCGCCGCCGCCGCCGCCCCCGUUCCCCGGCGCCCUGGGCGCGCUGGAGCAGGGCAGCCCGCCCGACAUCUCCCCGUACGAGGUGCCCCCGCUCGCGGAGGACCCCACGAUGGCGCACCUCCACCACCACCUCCCCGCCCAGCUCGCGCUCCCGCACCCGCCCGCCGGGCCUUUCCCGGAUGCAGCCGCCCCCGGCGCCCUGGAGGAGCCCGGCCGCGUCCAGCUGCCUUUCCCGUGGAUGAAGUCCACCAAGGCUCACGCGUGGAAAGGCCAGUGGGCAGGCAGCGCCUACGCGGCGGAACCCGAGGAGAACAAGCGGACGCGCACGGCCUACACGCGCGCGCAGCUGCUGGAGCUGGAGAAGGAGUUCCUGUUCAACAAGUACAUCUCCAGGCCGCGCAGGGUAGAGCUGGCCGUCAUGCUGAACUUGACCGAGAGACACAUCAAGAUCUGGUUCCAAAAUCGCCGCAUGAAGUGGAAAAAGGAGGAGGACAAGAAGCGCGGCUGCGGGACGGCCGCCGGGAGCGGCGGGGACACAGAGCCCGAGCAGGACUGCGCGGUGACCUCGGGCGAGGAGCUGCUGGCGCUGCCUCCGCCGCCGCCCCCCGGGGGAGCGGUGCCGCCUGCGGUUCCCGCUGCGGCCCGAGAAGGCCGGUUGCCCCCGGGCCUUAGUGCCUCGCCGCAGCCCUCCAGUGUGGCGCCCCUGCGGCCGCAGGAACACCGGUGAGAAGCUUCCUUGUCAGUGGCACGGACCACUCACAGAGGAGGGAGCGGGCCUGGGGCCCCAGGUGAGGACCACUGGCGCUGGCGGUUU
Molecule: messenger RNA, 1087 nt
Organism: Pipistrellus kuhlii (Kuhl's pipistrelle)
Lineage: Eukaryota; Metazoa; Chordata; Mammalia; Chiroptera; Vespertilionidae
Gene: PDX1
Product: pancreatic and duodenal homeobox 1
Exons: 2
Coding region: 152-1000 (282 amino acids)
Biological process (GO): type B pancreatic cell differentiation; regulation of transcription by RNA polymerase II
Cellular component (GO): nucleus
Molecular function (GO): DNA-binding transcription factor activity, RNA polymerase II-specific; RNA polymerase II cis-regulatory region sequence-specific DNA binding
Source: RefSeq, a predicted model, not a curated record